Molecule: messenger RNA, 959 nt
Organism: Musa acuminata AAA Group (dessert banana)
Lineage: Eukaryota; Viridiplantae; Streptophyta; Magnoliopsida; Zingiberales; Musaceae
Product: cytochrome b561 and DOMON domain-containing protein At3g07570-like
Exons: 3
Coding region: 1-825 (274 amino acids)
Source: RefSeq, a predicted model, not a curated record
AUGGAGAUGAAGAGGACCUGUUCAUCUUGCAUCUCUUCUUUCUUCUUCUUCUUCCUUCUUCUUCUCCUGUGCUUCACUUCCUUUGUUAACUCCCAGUCAGACUCCUGCUCCUCCAAGCUCGGUGUUGGCAACCUCAUCCCUUUCAACACCUCUUCCCUCACGUGCGUCUCUGCGUGGAGUUCCGAAGGUUUCAUCCUAAGGUAUACAAUGGCAGGGCCGAGCCUGUGGAGCUUCGUCCUCUCGGCACCCGACACCGGAGCGUACGUCGCCAUCGGCUUCUCCCCCGACGGCAAGAUGGUCGGCAGCAGUGCGGUGGUCGGGUGGACGCCCAGCGGCGGCGCGGGGACCGUCAAACAGUACUACCUCGGCGGGUACAGCUCGAGCCAGUGCCCGCCGGACCAGGGGAGCCUGCCAUUAGUGCAGAGGAGCUCGCUGCUGGUGUCGCAGAACUCGCGGCUGUACCUCGCGUUCCAGCUCAACACUGCGCAGCCCCAACAGAACCUGAUCUAUGCCGUCGGGCCAUCGAACACCUUGCCGCUUUCCGGUGGUUCUUUGGCUACACAUAGAGACAAAGCUUCCGGUACCUUGACUGCUCCUGCCACAGGCGGCGGCGGGGAUGAUUCAGGCGAGGAGGGCGAUGAGAAUGAAGGAGGAGGAGGAAAAAACCCAAAUGACGGGCAUCAAGAGGGCGGCGGUGGCAACAGCACACAAAGCGUCGGAGGACAUAGUACGGUGGCUACAGGGUCGGGUUGGGCCAUUAAUCUAGCGAGGAAGCAGACUUUACUAACAGCCAUCGCCCUGCUUGUACAAAUCUUCUUGCGCUGAAUCUGAGUGCAUGCAUGUCGUCGUGUGAUGUUCUUGAGCUUCUUCUCUUGUUCUUUAUUUUCCUUGUAAUUCUGUACUUUCUUGGAAUAAAAAUCCAAUUCAAUAGAUCGACUUAGAGGAGGAGAAUGGCCGCA